UCGCCGCAGUCACCCUCACACAUACCGCGCCGGGGAGGAGAGAAAAGAGGGCCCCGCUCCGGCGGAGGGAUACAGCCCUACAUAUAUAGCGGGGCGGCGCAGGCUCACAUCUUCAGCACUUCGCCAAGCCGCGCCGGGAAGGAGGGAGCAGCCGCCACCGCCGCUCGUGGUCGCGCAGUUCGUGCCGCCGCCGCGCCAUGGCUGAUCAGCUGACUGAAGAACAGAUUGCUGAAUUCAAGGAAGCCUUUUCCCUAUUUGACAAAGAUGGUGAUGGUACUAUCACAACAAAAGAACUGGGAACUGUCAUGAGGUCGUUGGGUCAAAAUCCAACAGAAGCAGAAUUGCAGGAUAUGAUCAACGAGGUAGAUGCUGAUGGCAAUGGCACUAUUGACUUCCCUGAGUUUUUAACCAUGAUGGCCAGAAAAAUGAAGGACACAGACAGCGAGGAGGAAAUCCGUGAGGCAUUCCGAGUCUUUGACAAGGAUGGCAAUGGCUAUAUCAGUGCAGCAGAACUACGUCACGUUAUGACAAACUUAGGAGAAAAGCUAACAGAUGAAGAAGUAGACGAAAUGAUCAGAGAAGCAGACAUUGAUGGGGAUGGGCAAGUCAACUAUGAAGAAUUCGUACAGAUGAUGACUGCAAAGUGAAGAGACCUCCUUUACACCUUUUUUCCUCUAGAAGAAUCAAAUUGAAUCUUUUACUUACCUCUUGCAAAAAAAAUGUUCAUUUAUUCAUUCUGUUUCUGUAUAGCAAAACUGAAUGUCAAAAUACCUUCUGUCCACAAACUGCAUGUAAUGGUUGGUGGUCCUGUCCCCAAAAGAUAAACAUCAGUUUUACAAUAUAAAUAAUUAUACUACCUUGAAAAUAAAAGGAAGCACUUAGUGAACUCAAAAGUUCCAUUUGCUAAUGACUAUUACACUGUUUGGGCUGGCCAGUUUUUCAUGCAUGCAGCUUGACAAUUGAGCACAGUCAGACAUUUGUAUUAAAAGGAAAAAAAAACCAACCUAAAGGAUCCACUCUUUUGUUCAACAGUGGAUUCUAGUUCAAUUUGUAGUAUAAAUUGUCAUAGCUGGUUUACUUUAAAAUUGGUUUAUACCUCAGGAUGGUAUGCAGCAAAAUGGUUGAAGGAUGCAAAACUUAGAGAAAAUGCCCUAAAGGUUGAAUGGUUCUCCUGUACGUAGCAGUGUGCUCCAAAAAUAAGAUGAUCUUAACUAUGGAUGGCAUGUCUGUGUUGAAAUACUGGUUUAACAUUGUCUGCAUUGCACUAUAGUGAAACGGGUGUCGGGCUGUUACCGUUCACAAAAUUUUUAAAAGAAACCUUCACCAAGGGAGCAUCUUUGGACUCUCAUAUUUUUAAAACCUUCUGUACCAUGACUUGGAGCUGGCGGAGUAGCCUAUGGACUUCAGCACAACUAUCAACAUCGCUGUUCAAGAUACUACAAUUUAUGUCCAUUCCAAGUUGUAAAUGCUAGUCUUUUUUUCCAAUAAAAGACCAUUAACUUAAAGGUGGUGUUAAAUGCUUUGUAAAGCUAAAAUAUAUAUAUAAUUGAGAUGAUAAACCAAAAAAAGCAGUAGGAGGGAAGUGUUUCUAUGAAUGACUUGCUGCUAAAUUAUAAUGCACAUGUAUGCAAUAAGUUAUCCCCUAUCUUUUCAAGAUGGCAAGAACUGACCUCCUGUAACCCAAGACCUUUGCUAUAAAUAAAUGAACUUGUGCUUGCCUUUCA
This is a messenger RNA of Falco peregrinus (peregrine falcon), 1724 nucleotides long. RefSeq names its product calmodulin 1 (gene CALM1). The transcript is spliced from 6 exons. Lineage: Eukaryota; Metazoa; Chordata; Aves; Falconiformes; Falconidae. Gene Ontology annotation, molecular function: calcium ion binding. Bases 198 to 647 code for a protein of 149 amino acids. The record is from RefSeq and is a predicted model, not a curated record.